Messenger RNA from Protopterus annectens (West African lungfish), 2933 nucleotides. RefSeq names its product zinc finger protein 431-like. The record is from RefSeq and is a predicted model, not a curated record. Gene Ontology annotation, cellular component: nucleus. Gene Ontology annotation, biological process: regulation of transcription by RNA polymerase II. Bases 333 to 2933 code for a protein of 866 amino acids. NCBI's taxonomy places the organism in Eukaryota, Metazoa, Chordata, Ceratodontiformes, Protopteridae. The transcript has 7 exons. Gene Ontology annotation, molecular function: DNA-binding transcription activator activity, RNA polymerase II-specific; RNA polymerase II cis-regulatory region sequence-specific DNA binding; zinc ion binding.
UAUUCUUGUUUCUGUAUUUCUGCAGCAAGGAGAUUGGAGGCUGUAGCAGUUUAUUUCUUUAUUUUUUUUAAUCCACCAGGGAUUCUGGAUUGUGAACACUGGUUGUGGAAGCAGUUUAUUCACAGGAUUUAAUACAACACAAAAUAAAAAAACGUCCUGCCCUCACUAUAGACAGGAAAUUCCUACCAAGAGAUGCAUGGUAAAUCAAUUAAAAACUUCCGGUUCUCACUGUAGACAGUCACAGGAGAGUUAUACAGUGAAUCAUCUGCUGGCUGUAAUAAUGUAAAGAUCCAUGAAAUUGCAGCUAAAUAAGUUGCAGGAUAAAAGCAGAGAUGCAGAAUCCUUGUGGUACAAAUGUGGGAACAGAGAAGUGCUGUGGGGAACACAGACGGCAACUGGAGUUGUUCUGCCAGAAGGAUGAGACAUUUAUCUGUACAAUGUGUGUUCCCAGACAUUCCAGACACAGUUGUGUGUUCUUGCAUGAGGCAGUCAAUCUGUAUAAGGACAAAGUAGAACUUGCUUUAACAUCUCUCGAGUCCAAAGUAAAAGAUUUGAAAUGUUUGCAAAACAAGAAAGAGAAGGAAACUGCAGACAUACAGGAAGAUGCUUUAUUUUUGGAACAAUACAUUAGACAAGAACUGGCAAAACUGGAUCAGUUUCUCCAAGGGAAGGAACAAAAACUCACCCAGCAGCUUAAGAACGAAGCAACCAGCAUUCUUAGGGCGAAGGAAGAAAAUCUUGAAGGCAGUAAACCUGAUAUUAUUGCCUCCCAUGUUGCAGUGUCUGAUACUAACUUGGAAUUCAGAAAUAAAGAAGCAGAGAUUCCGAAUAAGAAAGAAAAGUCUGAAUACAGUGAAACUGAUUUUACAACCACUCAAGAGACACUGUCUGAUAACAACGUGGAGCUCAUACAACAACAGCCUGUUGGCUUGCUUGUGGAGGAUGUGUUUUGUUUGGAACAACACAUUUCACAAGAAUUUGCAAAACUGCACCAUCUUCUCCAAGACAAGGAGCAAAAACUCAUCCAGCAGCGUAAGAGUGAAGCAGCAAACAGUCUUAAAGAGAUGAGAAAAAAUCUUCCAUGCACCAAAACUGAUAAUAUUCCCUCCCAUGUGGCAGUAUCUGAUUAUAACUGUGACUUCAAGAAUAAAGAAGCAGAGAUCCUAAAAGAAAAGAAAGAAAAAUCUGUAUGCCUUCAAAAUAAUAUAAUUCCCACUUGCAAGACAUUGUCUGGCAAACAGUUUGCGAACAGAAAACACAAACCUAUUGAUCUGCUUACGGUACCCAAAACCUUUGAGGAAGUUGCUGUUACUUUCUCAGAAGAGGAAUGGAAGAUGUUAACAAAAGAGGAUAAGGAACUACACAGGGAAGUGAUGGUCCAGAACUAUGAAACCUUGAUUUCAGUAGGAUUCAAAAUCCCUAAAAGAAAACUGUUACUCCUGAUCAAAGCAGGUAAGGAUGUAACAGAACGUGAGAUGGUGGGGAAAAGUGCUGCAGAACAGAAGUUUAAUCUUAAAGCUAACCUUCACAGUACCAGAAACACAGAAUACAGUGUAAGUUGCAGUCAGCGAACUUCACUUGGGACAUCCCAAUUACAACGCCCAGCAGAGAACCUGCAGCAGUCAUCACAGUGUGCGAAGAGCUAUAAGAAGUCUCAUCUCCCUCCUGUACUACAGUCUGUCUCCAGAUAUAACUGUAGGAAGAGCGCUGAAUGUGACACAACUCAGACAGCACUUGCACUAAAGAAGAACGAUAUAAAUGUACUGAAUGUACUAAGUGUUUCCCAUAUUUUCAGCGUUCUUCAACGUCAUAAUGCCAUUCAUGCAGCAGAGAAACCAUAUAAGUGCAGUCAGUGUAGUAAGGGCUUCACAUGUCUCAGCAGCCUUCGACGGCAUAAUGCUGUUCACACUGGAGAGAACCGUAUAAAUGUACUGAGUGUAGUAAGUGUUUUGCACAGUUCAGCAGUCUCCAACUUCAUAAUGCCACUCACACCGGGGCAGCCAUAUAAAUGUACUGAAUGCACAAAGAGUUUUAUAUACAAGUCUCAGCUAAAAUACCAUCAGAUCACUCACACGGAAGAGAGACCUUAUAAAUGUACUGAAUGCAGUAAGUGCUUUGCACAGCUCAGGAGUCUACAGAAACAUAAUGCCAUUCACUUGGGAGACAAACCAUAUAAAUGUGCUGAAUGCAGUAAGAGCUUCUUGUAUCUCGUUAGUCUUCGAAACCAUCGUGCCAUUCACACGGGAGAGAAGCUAUACAAAUGUACUGAAUGUAGUAAGUGUUUUGUAUCUAAGUCACACCUAAAAUGCCAUCAGAACACUCACACAGGGAUGAAGUACAAGUGUGCUGAAUGUAGUAAAUGUUUCACAUAUCUUAGUAGCCUUCGAAAGCAUGAGGUCAUUCACACAGGCUGGAAACCGUAUAAGUGUGCUGAAUGUAAUAAGUGUUUCUCAGAAUUCAGUAACCUUCGUAGGCAUCAAGUCAUUCACACAGGCCAGAAACCAUAUACAUGUGCUGAAUGCAAUAAGUGUUUUACAAGUCUCCGUGGUCUAAGAUUGCAUAAUAUAUACCAUACAGGAGAGAGUCAAUAUAAAUGUGCAGAAUGCAAUAAAUGUUUCACACGUUCUCGUGACCUUCAAGAACACAAUGCCAUUCACACAGGAGAAAAACCAUAUAAAUGUGCUGAAUGUGGUAAGUGUUUUCGACAAAUGUCACAUCUAAUACGUCAUAGAAGCGGUCACACAGGAAAUAAACCAUAUAAAUGUACAGAGUGUAGUAAGUGCUUCACCCAUUCCAGUUACCUUCGAAAGCACACUGCCAUUCACACUGGAGAGAAACCAUAUAAAUGUACUGAAUGUGGUAAGUGUUUUCGACAAACAACACACCUAAAACGCCAUCAGACAACUCAUACAGGGAAAGCCAAAGGAGAGUAG